Messenger RNA from Dovyalis caffra, 393 nucleotides. Lineage: Eukaryota; Viridiplantae; Streptophyta; Magnoliopsida; Malpighiales; Salicaceae. The record is from the annotation of a GenBank genome assembly.
AUGGGAUCGUCGACGGCCAUUAGAGAAUUACAACGCGAUCUUGAAAACAAAGCGAAUGAUCUUAGCAAACUCCAAAAAGAUAUUGCGAAGAAUCAUCAAGUCAGGAAAAAGUACACUAUCCAGCUUGGCGAGAAUGAGCUUGUCCUCAAGGAGUUGGACUUGCUGAAUGAAGGUGCAAAUGUUUACAAAUUGAUUGGUCCAGUACUUGUGAAGCAGGACUUGGCUGAAGCUAAUGCUAACGUGCGCAAGAGAAUCGAAUACAUCUCUGCCGAAUUGAAGCGACUUGAUGGAAAUCUUCAAGAUUUGGAAGAGAAACAAAACAGCAAGAAAGAUGCGAUCUUCAAGUUACAACAGAGGAUCCAAUCAUUCCAGGCUGGCAAAGCCAAGGCAUAA